AUGCCAUCAUUGAACAGUCGAGCUCUUCCUUCCGGUUACGUCCUUCAUGACGGGUACCCUUCAACCCCUGAAUACCUACAUCUCCGCUCCGCUGCGGGCUUAUCAGCCAAGACCCCUUCCCAGGCUGCUGCGAUCUCCACGGGGAGCUGGUACGGAUGCUACAUGGCAUUUGAAGAGAACGGCUCAAUUCCAAAGACAGUUGGUAUGGGGAGAAUCAUAGGAGACGGCGGCUGGUACUUUCCGUGA
Messenger RNA from Penicillium antarcticum, 246 nucleotides. RefSeq names its product Acyl-CoA N-acyltransferase. The transcript has a single exon. NCBI's taxonomy places the organism in Eukaryota, Fungi, Ascomycota, Eurotiomycetes, Eurotiales, Aspergillaceae. The record is from RefSeq and is a predicted model, not a curated record. Bases 1 to 246 code for a protein of 81 amino acids.